CCAUAAAUCUCAUUUUCAUUGGUGUCUCUCUUUGUCUGUCUAGAUUUUCUAGUUUCUCAUAAGAUACCCAACCAACCAAUAACGCUUCUCCAGUUCUGUCUGAAACAAAGAAAGCCGUUGUAGGUUGUGACGAUCAGAAGGCCAGUUACGGUUGUUGCUUAACGCCACGUUCUCACUUGUGAUUUAAAACACACGCAUCAUUAUUUAUUUUCUUCUUCUUCAUCAUCAUCAUCUCUCUCGCUCUGUCAUCACACACUCUCUCUCUGUCUUGUCUUAGUUUCUGGAAGAACGGCGAACAGAAAAAUGGAACCAGAUAGUCAGAUAUCAGAAACUGACUCAAAAAUCCCAGAAAUAGUGAAUCAGACAAUGGAAUUACUAAUCCAAUCAAAUGAUCCUUGUUCUAAAAUUCAAGCAGCUAAAGAUAUUCGAAGACUGACAAAAACAUCUCAGAAAUAUCGUCGUCAUUUCUCUGGGGCUAUUCAGUAUCUUGUUUCUAUGCUUAGAUCUAAUUCUGUCGAAUUCAAUGAAGCUUCACUUCUUGCUCUUCUCAAUCUUGCCGUCAAAGAUGAAAAGAAUAAGGUCAAGAUUGUAGAUGCCGGUGCCCUUGAACCGCUAAUAUGUUUUCUUCGGUCUGAUAGUACAACUUUACGAGAAUAUGCAACUGCUGCUUUACUCACUCUCUCUGCUUCUGCAAUUAACAAGCCAACCAUCAGUUCCUAUGGUGCUAUCCCUCUUCUUGUUGAAAUACUAAAUGAUGGGUCCCCACAAGCAAAAGUUGAUUCAGUGAUGACUCUAUACAAUCUGUCUACACGCCGAGAAAAUCUCUCCAUAAUUCUCUCAGAAAAAGCCAUCUCCCCAUUGGUGAAUUUGCUCAAGAGCUGCAAAAAAUCAUCGAAAACAACUGAAAAAUGCAGUGCUCUUAUCGAAUCUUUAUUAGCUUUUGACAAGGGGAGGUCUGCAUUAACAAGUGAAGAAGGGGGAGUACUUGCAGUAGUAGAGGUUCUCGAGAACGGAUCGCCCCAAAGCCGUGAAUGUGCUGUUGGUGCACUAUUAAAGAUGUGUGAGAGUGACCGAGAUAGAUAUAGAGAACCCAUACUCAAGGAAGGGGUUAUACCUGGUCUUCUCGAGUUGACAGUUCAAGGAACACCGAGAUCUCAAGCAAAAGCACGCACCCUUUUGCAAUUAUUAAGAGACUCCCCGUAUCCAAGAUCCGAAUUUGAGGCUGGCAUGCUAGAAAACAUAGUGUGCGACAUUGUGUCUCAAAUUGACGGCGAAGAUCGAGGCGGGAAGGCAAAAAAGAUGUUGGCAGAGAUGGUUCAAGUCAGUAUGGAACAAAGCUUGAGACAUUUACAACAGAGGGCGUUAGUAUGUACACCAACUGAAAUGCCACUCACUAAAUGUAGAUCCAAAGUAUCGUCCAAAUGAUUGUUUUAGGUUCUUGUAUUGAGGUUGGAGUGGGGGAAAUUGGUUUCGGUUCUCCAUUAGGUGAAGAAAUAAGAAGAUUGAGUGAAUGCCAGUCCAGGCCUUGAUUGGUAUCAGGUGACUGGUGAGUCCUAUGAUCUUUAGAUGCUUUUCUAUGUUGUCAAAAGUGUACUGUUGGUUACUUGGUUUGUAAUUUAUGAAAUAAUUCCAAAAAGAAAACAAAAAAAAACCUGUUUUUAACCUUGGC
Molecule: messenger RNA, 1669 nt
Organism: Papaver somniferum (opium poppy)
Lineage: Eukaryota; Viridiplantae; Streptophyta; Magnoliopsida; Ranunculales; Papaveraceae
Product: U-box domain-containing protein 4-like
Exons: 2
Coding region: 304-1425 (373 amino acids)
Cellular component (GO): cytoplasm; nucleus
Molecular function (GO): protein binding
Source: RefSeq, a predicted model, not a curated record